Linum tenue is the source of this 1154-nucleotide messenger RNA. The record is from the annotation of a GenBank genome assembly. NCBI's taxonomy places the organism in Eukaryota, Viridiplantae, Streptophyta, Magnoliopsida, Malpighiales, Linaceae.
AACAAUAUGUCGACCCGAUCCUUUCAGGCAGCCCAAACUGGAGUAGCCGCCGCCGUUGCCAUUUCUAAGCAAAGGGUUCGUGUUCCUUGGGUAAGCAACCGCUCAUUGAGGUUUAACCGUCGUCCUCGUCGGUUUAGCUUGUGGGAUAACAAAGAGCAAACAGCAGUACUACCACUACGAGCUGCGAAUGCCAACAAGUUUGAUGAUCAUCAUCACUUGCUGCUGGCGGCAGCAGCUGAGGACGACGAUCUCGAAAUCGCCGUAGCAAAUCCUGACGACGAAGAAGAAGAAGAAGAAGAAGAGCUCCAUGAUCAGCUGGCGGCCGAAUCGGUUCAUGGAUGUCGGGUCCGACAGGGUCGGGUUCACAGGCAACGCGUGAUGGUUAGAUCGUUCGACAUUGAUAGGCACAAGAAAGCAACCAUUGCUGCACUGAUGAGACAGAUACAGGAUUCGGCAUGUAACCAUGCUACAAGGUGUUCGGGGGUAGAGCUGGGGAGAUUCGCUUCGACGCCGUUUAUGACAAAAAACAACCUCGGUUGGGUCAUCACUUGUAUCCAAAUGGUGGUGGAUCAAUAUCCUGCAUGCACAUGUGUUAUGAUGAACUAUGAGACGAGGAGGUUGCACAAGUUCGUGCAGGAAGUGAGGGACGAGCUCGCGUGCUGUAUCGUGCCGGUGGAAGAGUCUGUAGUCCCGAAAAACGAACAACGAUUGCCACGACUUGAUUUCGAGACUGCUGAACGUGUCACCAGUGGCCUGACGUCGAGGUGGUUCGAUUUGGACGUGAAUCAUCAUGUGAACAACGUCAAAUACGUGGAUUGGAUCCUGGACAGCGUCCCACGCUCGCUUCCGGAGGGACACGAACUGCGCGCAAUGACCAUUCAGUUCAGAAAAGAGGUUGCUAUAGAUACCGUUGUGCACUCUCUUUCCAGACGAAAUAACAGUGGUAGUAAUGCUGCAGCCGCCGCCGGGAGUGGGAACGGCAACGGCGCCGAUAAUGCUCCGGUGGAGGUGGACCAUUUGCUGUGCCUUGAGGACGGGUCGGAGAUAUUGAGGGCAAGAACAACUUGGAAACCCAAAAAAAACCUUAAUUAAUUAAUUAAUUAGAUACUUCUUUGUAUAUGUUUGGUGCUUUCUGUAUUUGUAUUCUGCAUGCG